AUGUAUGGAAUAAAACACCUGCAUACCACACCUUAUCAUCCACAAGCCAAUGGUCUUGUCGAACGUCUACAUCGUCAGCUUGAAUCAGCACUUUUGUGUCACCAAAAAUCAUGGUACGACGCAUUGCCAACCGUUUUGCUCGGCUUACGUGCUGCUUGGAAAGACGACAUACAGACGAAACCGGCUGAAUUAGUAUACGGUGAGCCUAUCCGAUUACCUGGUGAGUUACUUAUUCCCACAAAUAAAAAAUCAUCUCAUGACAUUGUCAAUACCUUAAAACGUCAUUUUAAUUCAUUGGCACCGGCCGAAAUGUCGCGUCACGGCAAGCAUUCCGUUUUCUGUUCCAGAAGCCUUAGUACUUGCAGUUACGUACUGGUGCAAAAUGACCGGGUUGGACCAUCUUUCUCAGCGCCGUACGAAGGUCCAUAUCGUGUUGUAACGCGACACGAUAAAUACUUCAUCGUCAAUUUUCGUGGACAACAAAUUGCCACUUCAGUGGAUAGAUUGAAGCUGGUUUAG
Messenger RNA from Microplitis demolitor, 519 nucleotides. RefSeq lists its product as uncharacterized. Lineage: Eukaryota; Metazoa; Arthropoda; Insecta; Hymenoptera; Braconidae. Bases 1 to 519 code for a protein of 172 amino acids. Gene Ontology annotation, molecular function: nucleic acid binding. The record is from RefSeq and is a predicted model, not a curated record. Gene Ontology annotation, biological process: DNA integration. The transcript has a single exon.